This is a messenger RNA of Parnassius mnemosyne (clouded apollo), 597 nucleotides long. NCBI's taxonomy places the organism in Eukaryota, Metazoa, Arthropoda, Insecta, Lepidoptera, Papilionidae. The record is from the annotation of a GenBank genome assembly.
AUGUUUCGCUUUCUGAUGUUAGCUUUCUUCGCAGUCGCAUCCGCCGAAGUUAUCUACGAUGGACCCUGCCCUGAAGUAAAGCCUAUGGAAAAGUUCGACUUCUCAGCAUACCUAGGCACUUGGUAUGAAAUCUCUCGCUUCCCUCAUGCUACUCAAGAAGGUACAAAAGGCAAGUGCACCACCGCUGUGUACACUGUUGAAGGAGACAAGACCAAGGCGAAGAACUCCCAUGUGAUUGACGGUGUCAAGUCAUACAUCGAAGGAGACCUCACUCUUGCUGAGCCUGGAAAAUUGAUGCUCACUUAUACUUUUGGAGGUGUGUCCGAGAGUUCCUACAUCAAUGUACUGGACACCGAUUACAAGAACUACGGCAUUCUCUACAGCUGCAAAUUUUUCAAGGACACCAAUAAGCACCAAGUUUUCGCUUGGAUCAUGUCCAGGAAAAUGACUCUAGAGGGUGCGGCCAAGGAAAGCGUUGAAAACUACUUGAAGGACUCCAAGAUUAUCGAAAAAUCCAAAUUCGUAGACAACGAUUAUUCUGAGGAAGCUUGCAAGGCUACCGUUACCAAAGCCAUUACUGAAUUUACGAAGCCAUAA